Antechinus flavipes (yellow-footed antechinus) is the source of this 3502-nucleotide messenger RNA. RefSeq names its product forkhead box D3 (gene FOXD3). The transcript has a single exon. Bases 1303 to 2763 code for a protein of 486 amino acids. Gene Ontology annotation, molecular function: RNA polymerase II cis-regulatory region sequence-specific DNA binding; DNA-binding transcription factor activity, RNA polymerase II-specific. The record is from RefSeq and is a predicted model, not a curated record. Gene Ontology annotation, biological process: cell differentiation; regulation of transcription by RNA polymerase II; anatomical structure morphogenesis. Lineage: Eukaryota; Metazoa; Chordata; Mammalia; Dasyuromorphia; Dasyuridae.
GCCCGGCUAGGCUGGGCUGCAGCAUCCGCUUAAUGUGCAUUGGGGUCAGGAGGGAUGGUUCUGACUGCGAGCGCCCUGGCUGUGCCGCCGGACUUGGGAACGUCUUCCUCACUCGGUCUUUAUUGCAUUUGGAAAACGCAGAGCGAUUAACUUUUCUUGGGCGGGGAGAAAAAGCUGAAGGGGGAAAAAGUCGGCUCGAGAGCUCGUCGUUAACUGCUCGGCGACUCCCAGCUAUCUAACUGUUGGGAAAGGGAAAAUGGAGGAGGGGGGGAAGGGGAAGAAAGAGGAAAGGAAGGGGGAGAGGGGGAAAACACGCGCGCGCGCGCGCACCCACACCCCUUUGGCUUCCAAUGUAAUGAAAUGAACUGCCUGUAAUGUGUAAUCUUUAGGUAAAGGCAGACUAAUGGGCUUCCCAUUGAUAUAGUCCCCAGCUAGCGUGAAGGAAGGCUGUGGGCUGAAAUGAUGCUUGCAUGUGAUGAUAAGUUGUGCUACUCUUGUCUCUUUGUUGACAAUUCCAUGAAACAACUUGAGUUUUGCAUGGCUUAGCAGUGGGGCCCCUGACGUCACGGGCAGUCACGUGGCCCCGCCUCCUGCUAUAUCUUUAAGUGGAAAGUAAUCUAUCAGCCCAGUCUUUAAAACAGGACUUUCAACUAAGGGGGCUUUUGAGUCCCUGUGACACCCCCCCUCCCCCUUUGGGUUUCCCCCCCUUCUCUCUCCUUCUGCAGCCACUUGGAGAUAACCAUCCCACACCCCUCGGUCGCCAGCCAGCACCUCUCCUCCUCCUCCUCCUCCCCCCCCCCCACAUCCAGGGGGAGAGAGGGAGAGAGAGAAGGAGAGGGAGGAAGACAGGAAGAGAAAGAAGUAAAGGGGCAAAAUCUGGAAGCCGCCGAAAGCCGAGGGGAAACGAGGGAGCCCCUUCCAAAAAGAGAGGAGAGCCGAGGAGGAGACGGGGAAGCAGACGGAGUCACCUGCAGCUGCUCACAUGAGAAGCACCGAAAGCCGGGGAGUUUGAGCUGAAGGCAGCCGGGGAGCCACCUGCAACCCCCUCCUCCCUUCUCCCCUUUCCUCCCUCCGCUUCCCCACCCCCAGCCCUCACCUCUCCUUCUCCCCCUCCCCCGAUUUUUCCAUCUUUCGGGACCGAGAAGACCCCCCCUUCGCCGCCUCUGCCCAGCCCAGCCCAGCCAGCCCCCUAACUUGCCCCACGCUCCCACCUCCUCCCUCCCCUGCUUUCCUCCCCGCUGCCACCACUCCCUCCCCAGCACCGCCGCGGCCGCCGCCGCCGCCACUAAACUCCGAGAAGGUAUGACCCUCUCCGGCAGCGGCAGCGCCAGCGACAUGUCCGGCCAGACAGUGCUGACGGCCGAGGACGUGGAUAUCGAUGUGGUGGGCGAAGGGGACGAAGGGCUCGAGGAGAAGGACAGCGACGGCUGCGGCUGCGAGAGCCCCGCGGGGCCCCCCGAACUGCGCCUGGACGAGGCGGACGAGCAGCCGGCCCUGGCGCAGCAGCCCCAGCAGCCCCAACAGCCCCAGCCCCUGUGCCUCCCCAAGGAGGCGGCCCCGGCGGCGGGGGGGGACCCGAGCGGCGGCAGUCCGGCCGAGGCGGACGGCAAAGGCGGAGGGGGAGGAGGCGGGGGCGGAGGAGGUGGGGACGAGAGCGGCGGCGGGGGCGGCUGCAGCAGCGGCGGCGGCGGCGGCGGGCCGGCCGCGGGCCUGGCCCCCAGCAAGCCCAAGAACAGCCUGGUGAAGCCUCCCUACUCGUACAUCGCGCUCAUCACCAUGGCCAUCCUGCAGAGCCCGCAGAAGAAGCUGACCCUGAGCGGCAUCUGCGAGUUCAUCAGCAACCGCUUCCCCUACUACCGGGAGAAGUUCCCCGCGUGGCAGAACAGCAUCCGCCACAACCUCUCGCUCAACGACUGCUUCGUCAAGAUCCCCCGGGAGCCCGGCAACCCGGGCAAAGGCAACUACUGGACGCUGGACCCGCAGUCCGAGGACAUGUUCGACAACGGCAGCUUCCUGCGGCGGAGGAAGCGCUUCAAGCGGCACCAGCAGGAGCACCUGCGCGAGCAGACGGCGCUCAUGAUGCAGAGCUUCGGCGCCUACAGCCUGGCGGCGGCCGCCGGGCCCUACGGCCGCCCCUACGGGCUGCCCCCGGCCAGCGCCUACCCGCACCCGGCGGCCGCGGCGGCGGCGGCGGCGGCGGCGGCUCUGCAGUACCCCUACAUCCCGCCCGUGGGGCCCAUGCUGCCGCCCGCCGUGCCGCUGCUGCCCUCGGGGGAGCUGGGCCGCAAGACGGCCGCGUUCGGCAGCUCUCCGCUCAGCCCGGGCCUGCAGCUGCAGCUCAACAGCCUGGGCGCCGCGGCGGCCGCCGCCGCCGCCACCUCGUCGCUCAUCAAGGCCGAGCCCAGCAGCCGGCCCUCCUUCAGCAUCGAGAACAUCAUCGGCGUGUCGGCCGCGGCCGGGGGCUCGGCCGGCGGCGGCAGCCCGGGAGGCGGCCCGGGCGGGGGCGCGGGGGCCGGGGCGACCGGAGGCGGCCCGGGCGCCGGGGCUGCCGGAGGCGUCGCGGCGGCGGCGGCGGCGCAGACUUUCCUGCGGCCACCGGUCUCGGUACAGUCGGCGGCUCUCAUGGCCACGCACCAGCCGCUCUCCCUGAGCCGGACCACGGCGGCCAUCGCGCCCAUCCUGAGCGUGCCCCUCUCCGGACAGUUCCUGCAGCCCGCAGCCUCGGCGGCGGCCGCGGGACAAGCCAAGUGGCCGGCUCAAUAGUAGCCCCCGCCGUCCCCCGCCCCUGACCCUCCCCGGCCGGCCGCGGCCGGCCCCAGGGGCCCGAGAACUUGAGCUCCAGCUCGGGCCUCCCCCUGCCCCGCCCCGCCUCCCCCUGCCCGGCGCUCUCCGACCCCACUCGCUUGCCCAGCGAUCCCCCCACCCCGAGCGGAGCACCCUUUCCCGGGGCCCCUUCUCCGGACCGGCGCACCCCGAGGCCCCCCACCCUGAGCCGCGCACCCCUGUUAGAUGGGCAGCCGAGGGAGCCUGACCUCGCUCCCUCCCCCCCUACUCCUGGCACCCACAAACACACUUGGUGCGAGCAAAUAUGAAUGAAGCUGGCAGAAGUGCAUUCUGUACAGGUAAAAAGAAACUCAGAAUCACCCAAAGGCCCGAAGGCGACAGCACCCAGUACCGCGGGGAGGAAUCAUUUGUACAUAUUUGUAUAAAAAUUAUUGACUUUCCUUUUGGGGUUUUUAUUUUUUUAAGAAAAACAAAUCCGGUAGAUUUAGAGCUCUGAACUUUCAUUUUUUGGAAGGUUCACUCUCCGCAGUUUUAUCUGAGAAAAAAAAAAGUGUAUAAAAUCGUUGGGAAAUUUUAAAUAUAAAAAAAAUUUUCAAAAAGGCGAAAAAAGUGUCAUUCUAUUAUAGAAGUCUGUUUAUAUAUGAAUGAAUAUAUGUUAUUCUAAAUGUUAUUCCAUCGUGUCGUACAUAACUUUGUAAAUAAAUUUUUAAAAUGCUGA